CGUUGAGUUUGGUUGUCAAAAUUCACAUGAUUCUCAUCACCACCAUCAUUCAAAAUCAGAAAAAGAAGAAAGAAUCACACGGGUUUCCCUUUUCUCUUUGCAACCAUUUUAUUUUACCUUCUUCUAUUCAAUUACUACUUCACUACUAUUCAUUGCAACAAAAUUGAAACUGAAAUAAGUUGUUCUUUCUGCUUCUGAUAAGUGAUUCUCAUAAGUGCUUCUGAGUUUUGAAUCUCCAACAUGGAUAUUUCCAUUUCACACAAAAAGAGAACUUUGCUUAAGGUUAUCGUCCUUGGAGAUAGCGGAGUUGGGAAGACAUCUCUGAUGAACCAAUAUGUUUAUAAAAAAUUCAGCCAACAGUAUAAAGCUACAAUUGGAGCUGAUUUUGUUACAAAGGAGCUGCUAGUUGAUGACAAACUAGUAACAUUGCAGAUUUGGGAUACUGCAGGACAAGAAAGGUUCCAUAGUCUUGGAGCUGCAUUUUAUAGAGGUGCGGAUUGUUGUGUUUUGGUAUAUGAUGUAAAUAUACACAAAACAUUUGAUACAUUAAGCAAUUGGCAUGCUGAUUUUCUUAAGCAGGCCGAUACAGAAAAUCCUGAUGCAUUUCCCUUUGUCUUACUUGGGAACAAGAUUGAUGUAGAUGGUGGAAACAGUAGAAGAGUUACUGAGAAAAAAGCUAGAGACUGGUGUGCUUCUAGGGGUAACAUACCAUAUUUUGAGACCUCUGCGAAAGAGAGUUACAAUGUUGAUGAUGCAUUUUUAUGUGUUGCUAAAGUUGCAUCAGAAAAUGAACAUGAAUUGGAUAUCAGUUAUUUUCGAGGAAUUUCCGAAGCUCCUUCAGAAGCAGUAGAACAAGGAAGGAGUUGUGCAUGUUGAAGUUGUCGUUUAAGGAUGAAUAAAUUUUUAAGGAACGUGGUUUAGUUCUUUACUAUGAUAUAUAUAGUUGAUCAAGUUAUGUUUGGUUCAGGUUGUAUCGUAUGGGUUACUAUUAUUCUUAAGCAUGGAAAAUUCUUCUCUGUGUUUUCUUUAGGUGAACUUGUAUUUUUUAACUUUCAUGGUUUAAUCAAAUAUUUU
Vicia villosa (hairy vetch) is the source of this 1074-nucleotide messenger RNA. Its product is annotated as ras-related protein Rab7-like. Gene Ontology annotation, molecular function: GTP binding; GTPase activity. Lineage: Eukaryota; Viridiplantae; Streptophyta; Magnoliopsida; Fabales; Fabaceae. The record is from RefSeq and is a predicted model, not a curated record. The transcript is spliced from 7 exons. Gene Ontology annotation, cellular component: vacuolar membrane. The coding region runs from base 241 to 876 and encodes 211 amino acids.